AUGGUAGUCCCUAAGAUCCAAAUUGCUGCGGUUGUCGCAUCUGCCAAAACGUCCGUUUCCUCACGGGUGGAGAUAAAAUGUGAUCGCCUCGUCCCGACUCCAACAAUGGGAGAAAUCCUCGUGAAGCUUGAAUUUUCUGGUGUAUGCCAUUCAGAUGUGCACAGCAUCCGUGGCGAAACGCCUAUGUCGACAGAUGUGGCGGGUCAUGAAGGUAUUGGACGAGUUGUCGAAGAAUAUAUCGUCAGUCCGGCGCUCCAUGUGACGAAGAUUCCCGAGAAACUAUCCCCCGACAGUGCAGCACCUCUCCUUUGUGCCGGGAUUGCUAUGUACUCUUCUAUUAUGAAGACAAAAACCCGCCCAGGAGAUUAUGUUGCCAUCAUUGGUGCAGGAGGUGGGCUGGGUCAUAUGGGAAUCCAAAUUGCUGUCAAGAAAGACCUCAAAGUCUUUGCAAUUGAUAGGACAAUUCAAAGCGGAGAUAUAAAAAAACAACUCUGUCUAUCUCUUGGGGCUACCGACUACCUUGACUACCGAGAAGUCGACAUCGUCCAGGCAAUCAAAGCCAAGACUGGCUUCGGUGUACAUGCUGUCAUCUGCACCGCCAAUGGCGAGCGGGCAUAUGAGCAAAGCAUGCAAAUGCUGCGGCCUCUUGGGACUCUUGUCUGCGUCGGUAUUCCUAGUAAUCCAUUCAGACUUCCAGCUACGCCAUUUGAUAUGAUUGUCAAGGGUCUCACUAUUGUUGGAAACUCGGCAGGAACAUCAAUUGAAAUGGAUGAGCUGUUGGCUAUGGCAGUUGCUGGUGAUGUCAAAGCCCAUGUUAACGUAUUUGAAUUGGAUCAGAUCAAUGAUGUUCUGGGCCGUCUGGAACGCUCCGAUAUUGAUGGAAGAGUGGUAUUGAGAAUCCCCGAGUAG
Molecule: messenger RNA, 909 nt
Organism: Penicillium soppii
Lineage: Eukaryota; Fungi; Ascomycota; Eurotiomycetes; Eurotiales; Aspergillaceae
Product: Alcohol dehydrogenase superfamily zinc-type
Exons: 6
Coding region: 1-909 (302 amino acids)
Molecular function (GO): oxidoreductase activity
Source: RefSeq, a predicted model, not a curated record